Prorocentrum cordatum is the source of this 1641-nucleotide messenger RNA. Lineage: Eukaryota; Dinophyceae; Prorocentrales; Prorocentraceae. The record is from the annotation of a GenBank genome assembly.
AGCCAUUCUGACUCGAGCGAUCCCCCAGUGACCUCGCAGCCCAGGCACGGUUGCCCGCGGCGCCCCCGCCUCAAAACCAUGCGCCACGGCGGAGCCCUCGGCUCAGGCUACGGCGGCGGCGGCGCGCUUGGCGCCCGCGGCGCCUGUGGCGGCGGCGCCUACGGCGGUGGCGCGUACGGCAGCGGCGGUGGCGCGCUCGGCACGCUCGGCGCCGGCAGCGGCGCGUACGGCGGCCCGCUGCCCGCUCGGCUACGGCGCCGGGCACGCGGGCGGCGGUGCGCUCGGCCACGGCGCAGGGUACGGGCAGGCGGAUUGCUGCACGGCCACCGCCGUCUCCUGCUGCGGUGCUGGCCCAGGCGGUGCCGCGGGCGACGCCUGCGGCGGUGGCGGCGGGACAAUCCUGUCGUACGGGGGGCCCGGCCGGGGGCGAUUACGUCCAGGAGACGACCUACAGGUACGUGGGGGCCGGCGCUGGCGAGUUCGGCGUCCUCCGCAUCCCCCGCGCGGGGCCCAAUUGCUGCUGCAUGGUGGUCCCGCUGCUGCUGGUUCCCCUGCUGCUGCUCCCGCUGCUCCUGCUCUCCCUCGCCCCGGGGAGCACCACGACCACGACCACGACGACUGCAAUGACGACCUUCCCGCCGUUGCCCGACCGACCGACCCCUCCGCCAGAUGUGCCGACGACGACGACCGAGAAGACGACGACGGCCAGGCCGCCUCCGCCGCCGCCGCCCCCGCCGCCCCCGCCCCCGCCGCCCCCGCCGCCCCCGCCGACGACCACCCAGAAGAGGACCAAUUGUGCCGAGGGUGCCCCGGAGUCAUGGGACGUGGCCAAGAAAGUGCAGUGCUGCCUGAUGGAGAACAAGGGGUGCCCGACCACGUCCACCUCGCCCUGCCCCAUCGACUGUAACGCCGGCUACAAUGACCUCGACCCGCUGCAGUGGGUGCGCGGGUGGUCCGGCCAGAAGAAGUUGUAUUGCUGCAAGACGGCGAACAGGGGCUGUCCCUCGGAGCUGCCGCCCCCGUCGGGCGCGCCGCCGUCGGGCCUGCCGCCCGCGCCCGACACGAGCGUCUACGACUGCGACGCGGGAUACCACCACUGCAUGCACUGCCUGGAGCUGUCGUGGUCCCCCCAGAAGAUCAACUAUUGCUGCACGAACUUUAAAAAAAAACAACUAUUGCUGCACGAACUUCCACAAGGGGUGCAGGGGCGAGGAGCCGGCGCGAGAAAGCCGCAGGGUCUAAGAGGGCCGCGCCGUGAGUGGCCGCGGGGGGAUCGAAGAGGAGAGCGAGAUGAGUAAGAGGAGUGGGGUGCAGAGGAGAAGAAACAGGAGGGAUGGCCUAGGCUUGGGAGUUCGCAAGCGGGUGUCAAGUUCUUGCCAGCACCCGUGUCGCUGCUAAGGUAUCAGUUUUUUGUUGUUGCAGCUCUCCGUGGCAAAGAUACUGGAGAGCGCAGAAAUCCGGAUCACGCUCGUGAUCACCAACAUGACAAAUUGUACGUACAGAUCCCCUCAUCAUCCAUCGUCCAGAUCCUCAAAGCCCUCGCUCUUUCGCUGCCCCUUCCAGUAUAGCAAGAAUGCGAGACUACGAACGAAUGCGCAAAUAGUUGAAUUAAUUGCUGAAUUGACAGAUGUGGAGUGGGAU